CCGAUGAUGGCUCUUUUCUCCUGCUGCUGCUCCUGGGAGGCGAGGAGAGGGCAUUAGCUCUGUCCUUGUGAUCUGUUUGGCCUUGUCUUCGCGGCUAGAAGCGGUGCGGUUGAGAGGAGGUGGUGAUGCGACGUUCUCCUGGUUUUUUUCUCACGAUUGAUGCCAAAUUCGAGACUACGGAUUGCGUAGAAAGUGAGCAGGAGAAGAAGCUGUCGGAAUCGCCCCUUUGGAGUUGGCAAAACUACUAAAGCAUCUCCUCUCACGCCCUUAUCGGCCUUCAAGAUUAUAUCCUUCUUCCCACUUCUUCUGAGUGUAGGCGAUAGGAAUAGGUGUGCGACGUUGCUAGUGUCGGGAUGGGUUACAAAAAUUACAGCGAUGAGGAGGAGGAGGAUGACGAUGUAGAGGAGGAGGAAGCUGAAGAUGUAGAAGAUGAAGAAGAGGAAGUUGAAGAAGAGGACGAGGAGGAAGAGGAGGAGCGCAGCCGCAAGCGCAAAUUUAAAGGUUCUCAGUUUAUAGACGACGUUGCGGAGGAGGAUGACGAUGAGGAUGAAGAAGAGGAAGAGGCUCCGCGGAAAAGAAGGCACAGGCGAGCGUCAGAAUUCAUUGAUGACACCGCCGCUGUUGCCAGUGAUGAUGAUGAGGAAGAAAUGGAAGGGGAAGAAGACUUUAUCCACGAUGAAGGUCCAGACUUAGCCGAUGAGGAGGACAGGGGAAGAAAGCAUCAUCGUGCUAUGUUACCUGAAGAUGAUCAGCAGGAAAAUGUGGAGGACCUUGAAAAGUUUAUCCAACAAAGAUAUGGACGACAGGAGUAUGAGGAGUUUGAUGAAGCUGAAACCACUGAUGUGGAACAACAGGCCUUGCUACCUUCGGUUAGGGAUCCCAAGCUAUGGAUGGUCAAGUGUCAGAUUGGUCAUGAGCGGGAAGCAUCCAUUUGCCUCAUGCAAAAGUUUAUGGACAUGGACAUGCAAGGGAAGCCCCUACUUAUCAAGUCAGCAAUCGCUUUGGAUCACCUCAAAGGCUAUCUGUAUGUGGAGUCCGAGAAGGAGGCUUAUGUCAGAGAGUCUAUCAGAGGAAUGCGAAUGAUAUUGCAACGGGAAGUAAAGUUGGUGCCAAUAAAGGAAAUGACUGAUGUGCUAUCAGUUGAAAAGAAGUCGGUUGAUAUUGAUCAAGACACUUGGGUUCGCGUGAAGAAUGGGGUAUAUAAAGGCGAUCUUGCAAAGGUUGUGGACGUGGAUCAUGUGAGGCAGCGUGCCACCAUCAAGCUGAUACCCAGAGUUGACCUCCAAGCUUUGGCUCUCAAGAUGAAUGAAGGGUCAAUAAAAGGAAGUAAAGAUGACGCUAAGAAUAGGCCAAGACCUGCACCUCGGUUUAUUAACGUUCAAGAACUUCAGGAUUUGAAAAUAUCAAUCGAGAGGAAGCGUGAUCCUAAUCACGCAGGAGAAUAUUUCGAGUUCUUUGGUGGCAUGCAAUUUAAGGACGGUUACUUAUACAAGGGUGUAUCUUUGAAAAGUAUUGACUCGAAUGGUGUUGUGCCCUCGUUCGAUGAACUCCAAAAGUUCCAGAAACCAACCGAUGAGGGUGGCCCCGAUACCAUGGGGCUCCCAACUGCUUUGAUGAGCAAAAGGAAGGGUCUGUUUGUCAAGGGUGAUGCAGUCAUAGUUGUACAAGGAGAUCUCAAAAACCUCAUGGGAUAUGUUGAGAAGGUGGAUGACGAUGAUGUCUUUGUUCGACCCAAAGAUAAGGAGCUCAAGGGCAGUACACUGGCGUUCAAGGAUAGGCAGUUGUGCAAGUUUUUCAAAACUGGUGAUCAUGUGAAAGUUGUUGCCGGUACUCACGAGGGUGCAACUGGAAUGAUCGUCAGAGUUGAUUUAGGGAGUGUUGUCAUUUUGUCCGAUACGACGAAGGAGGAUAUUAAAGUGUUCACAGCAAAUAUUGUGGAAAGUUCUGAGGUCACAUCAGGAUUGAACAAACUGGGAGAUUACGAGCUGCAUGACCUUGUCCUGCUAGACCAGUCGACGGUCGGAGUGAUUGUUAGAGUGGAGAAGGAUAGUUGUCAGGUAUUGAAAGGUACACCCGAAAGAGCCGAAGUUGUUACUGUCAAGCUCCGUGAUAUGAGGAAGAAGCUAUUUGACCGUAACACGAACGCCCAGGAUAGGGACUCCAACGUAGUCUCUCUGAAAGAUAUUGUUCGAGUUGUGGAGGGCCCUUUCAAGGGAAGAGAAGGCCCUGUGGAACAUAUCAACAGAGGCAUUUUGUUCAUUCAUGAUCGUCAUCACCUCGAGAAUGGAGGUUUUUUGUGCGUAAGGGGGCUUUGGUGUGUUGCUUUGGGGGGUUCCCGUAAUGGGAUCGAUCGAGGAGGGAGACAAGCACGUAAUAACAACUUCAAUGGUGGUUUUCAAGCACCUGCGAAUUACUUGCAGUCUCCGAGACGUACUCCUAACCACUUCAAUCAUCCAGGCGGAGGUGGUGGUCAUGGUGGUAGUACAUUUGGUGGCCGACAAGCAGGUCGCAGAAGAGAUCAUGGUCUGGUCGGCACGACAGUAAAGAUACGGAUUGGUCCUUUCAAGGGUUAUCGUGGCAGAGUUGUGGACGCGACGGAUAUUGAUGUCCGAAUUGAACUGGAGUCGCAAAUGAAAGUAGUGACAGUGCGAAGGGACCAGUUGUCUGAUCCAGUCGGGACACCUUACCAUAAUGGUGGUGGAGCUUCGUACAGGGAGUCACCACGAUACGGUGCUGGUAGCGAAACGCCCAUGCAUCCGUCAAGAACUCCAAUGCAUCCUGCUUUCAUGACUCCCAUGAGAGAUCCGUCAGCUACGCCUAUUCAUGAUGGUAUGAGAACCCCAAUGCGUGACCGUGCCUGGAAUCCUCACACGGCAAUGAACACGCCUUUGAGGGACAACAGUUGGGACGAUGCAAAUCCCAGCACUUGGGGCCAUAGUGGAACUCCGCAGUACCAGCCGGGGACACCAGGUGGAAGACAGUACGAAGCACCAACUCCUGGUGGUGGAGGAUGGGCAAAUACUCCGGGUGCUAGCUUCAGUGAAGCUGGCACGCCAAGCGUGAGCACGGGCCCCAGUUAUGGUAAUCCUGCUAGCCCAUAUCUUCCAGGUACACCGGGUGGACCUCCUAUGACACCAGGCGUGCCCAGUUACCUACCAAGCACACCUGGAGGCCAGCCAAUGACCCCUGGCACUGGAGGUCUUGAUCCGACGUCACCUGCAUCAGGAUUGUCGGGUCUCGAGAUAGAAAGUAAAUGGGGAUUACCUGAGAUUGUCGUCACUGUCCGAAAAGCGGGCGAAGAAUCUCAAAUUGGUGUCAUUCACGAAGCCAUGCCUGACGGAACCUGCAGAGUUGCUAUGGGACCAUCUGGAGAGGGCGAAAUCAUCGUAGCUACGCAUUCAGAAUUGGAGCUGGUUGUACCAAAGAAGACCGAUCGAAUCAAAAUAGUUUCUGGCGAGUUGCGGCGUAGUACUGGAAAGUUGAUUGGUAUUGAUGGUGCCGAUGGUAUUGUAAAGAUGGACGAUACUUUAGACAUUAAGAUUCUUGAUAUGAGCAGCCUGGGCAAAAUGGUUGCAAACUAAGUACGAGAACGACCGUCGGAAGUUACUGUUUGCGUACAUGUUAAGAGCAUGUACUGCUUUGUACCAUACUAUGGCGUAAGUAUUGUGAAUCAAGUGUGUUUCUGUAAAGAAGCAGAGUAUUUUAUAAAACCUUUGAAAGCCCUUGUUAAUCUUUUGUUUAGUGGUGUUGUGGAGCAAUGGGUUUUACUUUCCUCUCUUCACACUACCCAUGUAGGAUACAAUAUACAAUCGCCUCACGAAGCUUUUCCUCAAGGUAACAUCUGUAGAAGACAUCUCACAUAUAUCCAGCAUUUGUUCUCAGUUGGUAGCCGAUAAAGCGAUGUUUAGACACAAUGACGUUGCAUGUACCUGUGAGGAGGCAUACUGCCUGAAAUGGAAUACAUAUCGUAUCCUACAUGCAUAAAUUCUGUUUGUUAGGAGAGCCACUGAUAAAUCGGUGACGUACAGCAGCCACGGUGACUUAAGGUGGUUACGGUUAGAUAGUCCAUGGUCUCUGGCUUCGAUUGGUUGUAAUUGUCACUUCGUUCUGCCCUAGUAGUGACUGGAGUGAUAAUACUUAUUGAAGCUUUUGCAGCGAGCGGACGAUGUAUGGAUCUUCGGGGAACUGAUAUGAGAAUAAAUAUAUACUCCGAAUGCAGUGCUUGUAGUAGUUGGUUCCUCACUCGGUGAAUGUUAUUUCCAUAGGCUGCAGAAAGACCGUGUACACCCUUGUCUUUUCCAGUUGCGGUUUUUCCAGGCAACAAACAGCUUACUUCACGCACACCAAGACAGGAUCUCAAUCUUGUUUUCCUAUCAUGUCUUAGAUGUCACAGGAUUUCAUUUUGGUCGUUUUCCACGCUCGCUGUGUACUCUACUGUCUAAGAAAGUAGCCGCGUGGAUUCAGAGCCAUUUGCAGGAAGACAGUUUCAUGCUUUGAUUAUGAAUAUAUACAGUCGAAACUUCCUCAUCGCCUCUUUUUGCAAGACUAAUAGAGUGGUAUGUCAAGGAUGUUGAACAAGCACUUUCGAGACGAAGCAUAUGAACUUUCUAGUAUGUUACGGAGCUGUUCUAAGUGACGAAUUCUAUUCUAAGAAGUGAAAUUAUGUAGCUUAAAGUGUUCGCGCAAGUAGACUCUUGAGUAACUUUCUUGCGAUGAGGAAAAAUACCGGACCAUUAGAUCAAUUGUUCCUGCAGAUAAUUCUUGUCAGUCUUCUCGUGCUCACAGAAUCUCUCUGCCUACGAUGUUGUGAAAUACUGCAACAUCAGAUAAACUGUUCUGAAAGAUAUUUUCUUGUUAGUCUGUAAGUUUUCUAGUUUUCUUUUCGGACGAAUGUACAUUGGCCCAUUUUAAUACACAUGGAGU
Molecule: messenger RNA, 4923 nt
Organism: Marchantia polymorpha subsp. ruderalis
Lineage: Eukaryota; Viridiplantae; Streptophyta; Marchantiopsida; Marchantiales; Marchantiaceae
Source: the annotation of a GenBank genome assembly